Manihot esculenta (cassava) is the source of this 3168-nucleotide messenger RNA. Its product is annotated as glutamate--tRNA ligase, chloroplastic/mitochondrial. Gene Ontology annotation, biological process: glutamyl-tRNA aminoacylation. Bases 73 to 1827 code for a protein of 584 amino acids. Gene Ontology annotation, molecular function: ATP binding; zinc ion binding; glutamate-tRNA ligase activity. The record is from RefSeq and is a predicted model, not a curated record. The transcript has 13 exons. Lineage: Eukaryota; Viridiplantae; Streptophyta; Magnoliopsida; Malpighiales; Euphorbiaceae.
UGAUUCUUGAAUGCUAUUCUGAGAAAUAAACUCUCUUCCUCCAUACUGCUCUUCUCAUUCUUCAGUCUGAUCAUGGCGAAUGUUGUUGGAGGGACACCAUUGAUGAGAAUCAGAGGAAUACCAGAUCUUGCCCCCCCAAUCUGGCGCCCAUCUGCUUUUAUUUAUAAGCAUAAUCAUCAUCAUUUCCACAAGCGUCGACUUCUUCUCUGUUCUUCUGCUCCAAGGAGGUGGAGGCAUUUCUGUGUCUCGUCGAAGGCAGAUGCUACUCCCCAAGAACAAGUUCGAGUUCGUUUUGCUCCUUCUCCCACUGGCAAUCUCCAUGUUGGUGGUGCCAGAACUGCUCUUUUCAAUUACCUUUUUGCUAGGUCCAAAGGAGGCAAAUUUGUGUUGAGGAUUGAAGAUACUGACUUGGAGAGGUCAACUAAGCAAUCCGAAGAGGCAAUGCUCCGGGACCUUUUUUGGCUUGGUCUUGAUUGGGAUGAAGGCCCUGAUGUUGGUGGAGACUACGGUCCAUACCGACAAUCUGAAAGGAAUUCUUUGUAUAAGCAAUAUGCUGAGAAACUCUUGGAAUCUGGUCAUGUUUAUCGCUGCUUCUGUUCUAAUGAGGAACUAGAAAAAAUGAAGGAGAUCGCAAAGCUAAAGCAAUUGCCUCCAGUGUACACUGGGAAGUGGGCCACUGCAACUGAUGAAGAAGUUGAGGAAGAGCUUGCGAAGGGAACUCCUUACACAUAUCGGUUUCGUGUACCAAAGGAGGGGAGUUUGAAAAUUAAUGACCUUAUUCGGGGUGAAGUUAGCUGGAACUUGGACACACUUGGAGAUUUUGUAAUCAUGAGGAGCAAUGGUCAACCUGUGUACAACUUUUGUGUUACGGUUGAUGAUUCUACAAUGGCCAUCUCACAUGUGAUAAGAGCGGAAGAGCAUUUGCCAAAUACUUUGAGGCAAGCAUUAAUAUAUAAGGCUCUUGGAUUUCCCAUGCCUUACUUUGCACAUGUUUCUUUAAUUCUUGCUCCGGAUAGGAGUAAGUUGUCAAAACGGCAUGGUGCAACUUCAGUGGGUCAGUUCAGGGAGAUGGGGUAUCUUCCCCAAGCAAUGGUGAAUUACCUGGCGCUUUUAGGUUGGGGGGAUGGCACAGAAAAUGAGUUUUUCACCCUUGAGCAACUAAUUGAAAAAUUCUCAAUCAGUCGCGUUAACAAAAGUGGUGCCAUUUUUGACUCUACAAAGUUGAGGUGGAUGAAUGGUCAGCAUUUAAGAGCACUUUCAUCAGAGCAAUUGCUCAACCUUAUUGGUGAACAUUGGAAGAAGACUGGUAUCCUUGAGGAGUUGGAAGGAUCAUUUAUAGAAGAAGCAGUUCAGCUACUAAAGGAUGGGAUUGACUUGGUAACUGAUUCAGACAAAGCACUCUCAAAUUUGCUAUCUUAUCCCUUACAUGCUACUUUGUUGAGUCCAGAAGGUAAGACUGUUGUAGAAGAUAAGCUUGAUGAAGUUUCAUCCAGGCUUUUAGCUGCAUAUGACAGUGGUGAACUCCUAAGUGCCCUAGAAGAAGGUCCAUCUGGUUGGCAGAAGUGGGUGAAGAACUUUGGCAAAUCUCUAAAGCGCAAGGGGAAAUCGCUUUUCAUGCCACUUAGGUUAUUGCUAACUGGGAAGGUCCACGGCCCCGAUAUGGGUUCUAGUGUGAUUCUGCUCCACAAGGCUGGAAGUUCUGGUGUUGUUUCUCCAAACGCUGGAUUUGUCCCAUUGAAUGAGAGGUUCGAAAUAUUGAGGCAAGUUGACUGGGAAGCUCUGAAAGAGCAACCUCCUUUGGAGUCUGCUGCUACUGUAUCAAAUUAAGCUUCUUUUUUUUCUUUUUCCUUUUUUUUUUUUGGUGGGGGGGGGGGGGGAGGGAUGCCCUGUUUUGAUCUUUUUGAAUUUUUUUUUCCCGGAAAGCACUUGUUUUAAAUACAAUGAGAUGAAUUUUAGUGUUUCUAUUAGGAGAAAUACCUCAAGGUUUGGAAUGAUGAUUGCAAGAAAGUAAUUUAUCCAAAAGUUUAGACACUAAAUAAAAAAUAAUUUGCCUAUAAUUUAUCUACAAAAUAAAAGUUUGACAUCUCACAAAUAAAAAGCUCGGAAGCAAGUGUAUUACAUGCUUAAAUUUACUCGCGAAAUCAAUCAACUUUUGCAUUUAGACUUGCAUGUCAAGUGAGUUAUGCAUGGUCUGUGAGAUUUCAAACUGAAUUGAAGAAUAGUACCAUACUAUUUCUUUAACUUGAAAAUAAAAAUUAUAAGUAUAAUAUAUAAAAGUUGGAUUAAAUUUUUUUCUUACGAAUGAUUCAUUCCAAAAUAGAGCAUUAGGAAAACAACUUGCAAGUCCUCAUGACUGUCUACUGCUGUCUGGCUUUUUUGUCUUGAAUUGAAAUUCAGACUCAAUCGAUUUUUAAAAAGCAAGCGAAAAACCACUGAAUUAAAUUUUUUGAUUUAAUAAAAUAAUAUAAAAAAAUUAUAAAAUUUUAGGCAAAAUAUAACUUGCUAAUUUAUGAGUGAGCUCCUCUUAAGCUCUGAAAGCCUACAGGCGAAAGUUCUUUUCUUUUCUUUUCUUUUCUUUUCUUUCAGGAGGUACGGGGAAAUCAUGGUACCCGGAAUCAAUAUAUAUGCAGUUGCCAACCGCUCUAAGCCGGCUUUUUGUACAUUAGUAGAUCUACAUCUCAAUUUCCAAAUGAAAGGGAAAAAAAAAAAUCAACAAAUGCUUAAGGAGAAAUCUCAUCUCUUAAUUAUUCCAAAAAUAACGGUAAUAAUAAUCAUUUUCCAUCUCCAUUAACAAGCCUCCUGGACAAAAUGAGGUUCUACAAAUCUAUGGCAAUCUAAGGGUUUUCAGAGUCAUAAUAUUAUGCAACAAUCAUGUAGUUGAUUACUUUAUAUCACAGGUAAAAAAACUGGUAAUUGCUUGUAUGAAUCACUGAGCAAAGAGAAACAUCGGUUCUUCCCAGAUGAAUGAAUUAAAAAUGAAGUAAGAGCAAACAUUGACAGAUCAUCAAACAAUUAUAGACUGUAACUCCUCACCGAAUCCUCUAAGAACUGAUGGCUCGGACGGAUUAUCUCCUUCACCUUUUCUCCAUUCUUAUAUAUCUUAAACGUCGGAACGGUUUUUAUGCUCUCAGCUUUUGCUACUGCUAAGCUCUCUUCCACAUCCACCUU